AUGGAAGACCUCCACGACCUGCACCUCCCCCACCAACUCCCCACCUCCACCAAAACCCUCACCGCCCGCUGCCACUGCCGCACCAUCCACUUCACCAUCACCCUCCCAACCUCCGCCCUCCCCCUCCCCGUCCACCUCUGCAACUGCUCCAUCUGCCGCUACACCCACGGCACGCUCUCCUGCUUCCACGCGCCCCUGCCCAAAGGCAUCCAACCCUCCUUCCUCCCCCCCUCCUCCCUCGAAUCCGCCGCCACGGGAUACAUCCACUCCCCCCUUGCGGCCGCCACCCGCUUCUUCUGCAAGACUUGUGGAUGUCAUAUUGGGGAUCGGGACCAUGACCUGGAUCCGGAGACGGGAUUGCCGGAAUGGCGCGUCGCUACGUCUAUCUUCGAACCUACGCAUGACCCGGACAAUUUCCAGAUCCGCUCGCAUGUUUUCGCUCCCAAGGUAUCUGACGACGCCGAUCCCGGGAUGGCGACGUGGGUGCCUGAGAUAGCGGGGAGGAAGAUGCACGUGUGGAAUCCGUCGCAAGAGGAGGCAGAGAAGUAUUUUCCGUUGGCGGAGGUCGGACCGGCGGAUCCGGAUCCAAGGGGGGAGGUCGGGGAGGACGAGGUGGUGGUGCAGUGUCAUUGUGCGGGGGUCAGGUUUGUGAUGCCGCGGCCGGAGAAGGGGGGAGAGGAGGGACAUGAGUUGUUUAGACGGUUUUUGCAGCCUAGGCAGAGGGUGGUUACCACCUCUGGGACUGAGGUUGAGGCCGAGGCUGGGCAUCACCAGGAGGCUCGGCUCAACCGCGCAGCCUGCAUCUGCCUCUGCGCCGACUGCCGUCUCACCACCGGCGCCCACGCCGUAGCCUGGACCUUCGCCCCCCUAUCCUCCCUGCGCCCAACCAUCCCAUCAACCUUUACCGGCUUCGGCACGCUACAGGCGUAUGCCUCCUCUCCCAACGUCCGCCGAGGAUUCUGCAACACCUGCGGCGCGACGGUGUUUUUCUCGGUCGAUGGUCUCGAGGAGAGGGUGUAUCAGGGGGAUGGGGAAAAGGGGAGAGUGGUGGAUGUAGCGGUUGGGUUAAUCAGGGAGAAGGAUAGGAGUAAAAAGGGGGUAGGGUUGGAGGAUUGGGUGACUUGGCGGACGGGGAGGUUGGCGGGGCCGGAUACGGGGAGGAAGUUUGAUGAGGCGUUUUUUGAGGGGUUGGAGAAGGGGCUGGGGGAGUGGGGGGAACGGAGGUAUGGGGAACGGAUUGAUUAUGAGGUGCCUUAA
This is a messenger RNA of Dichotomopilus funicola, 1257 nucleotides long. RefSeq names its product Mss4-like protein. The transcript is spliced from 2 exons. Bases 1 to 1257 code for a protein of 418 amino acids. The record is from RefSeq and is a predicted model, not a curated record. Lineage: Eukaryota; Fungi; Ascomycota; Sordariomycetes; Sordariales; Chaetomiaceae. Gene Ontology annotation, molecular function: carbon-sulfur lyase activity.